AUGAAAGACAUAAAACAACAAAUUAAAGACGCUGUCACUAGAACGACACCCGAGGGUAGGGGAAAAAUAGCCUUCUCAAUGAAGGAACAAAAGACGGUUUUAAUGGCGGUAGACGACAUCUCAAAUAUGUAUACAGAUAUUUUGACACUACUCCUAGUGCAGGAAAACGAAAUCAACAAACUACAAAGAGAAAACUAUGAACUAAGACAAGACAGACUACAUACACAAAAAACAAAAACAACUGACAUAGAUACAAGCAUGGACAACAAAUUAAAAAAUUUACAAACAGAGAUUAUAAAGGCACUCAAGAGCAACCCACUUGCAGGUACCAUAACACCGACAACGACAACAACAAAUGCUACUCCCCUGACACCAACAACAAAUAUAAUGUCAAACGACUUCCCGGCCCUAGGGCAAAGAACUUACGCCCAACUGGCGAAAAAACCCGCAAAUACAAACCCAGAGACUACUAAAGACAAAAAGACAUGGACGACACCGGAACCUUACAAAAAAUUCGACACGGUAAUUAAACUUAAAGAGGGGCAACAUGGAGACACACUUACAGAGCUAAAGAAACUUAUUAAAGCCAAAGACAUCAAAGGAACACAAAUAAGACACACACGGACAGCCAUAGUAUUAACAUCACAAACAAAGGACAAACAAGACGACAUAAUAAGACGCACACAGACAUCCGCAAAACUAGACAUUAAAGACGGGACAAGACACAACGAACCUACAAUUAUACUGACCGGAAUUAAAAAAGGACUGACAUACGACGAACUAACGGACGGCCUAAAAUUAGAAAACGAUGACUUAAAUGACAAUUUUAGUGACAGGCUAAAAUUACUAACAGUAGUAUCGACAAGACCCUGCAGAAACCCAUACAAGGAAAACGCCUACGUAAGAGGACCGACGGACAUCAUAAAAUACUUAUUAAAAACGGAAAAAAUAUAUUUGGACUUCCAGACAAUUUAUAUUAAUGAGGCCACACAGCUCGCCCUAUACUUUAGGUGCUGUCGAUACGGACACGUAUCGAAGCACUGUAGAGAAAAGACAGCGACAUGCUAUAAAUGCGGAGACGGACACGACGGCAAUACUUGCAACAAAGACACGGACAAAUACAACUGCGUAACUUGUGAACGACUACGACUUAUACCAAGAAGACAUCAGGCCAGAGACAUAAAUUGCCCAAUUUACGAAAGAAAACUAGACGAAGCACGGGCACAAACAUCUUACAACUAAUAGGAC
Molecule: messenger RNA, 1248 nt
Organism: Psylliodes chrysocephalus
Lineage: Eukaryota; Metazoa; Arthropoda; Insecta; Coleoptera; Chrysomelidae
Source: the annotation of a GenBank genome assembly